UAAAAAGAUGCGUGAGGGAGAAGACAGGUGAAAAAGACGGAGAUGGAUGAUAACCUCAAUCUCUAGAGAUCCCAAGAAAGCACUAAGAGGAAGAUUAUGCAGCUCCUCCCAUGAUAAAAUUAUAUCGGGAAGAAGUCUGCAACAAUUGAAAAAGGCAGCAUGCCUCACGGUAAGUGAAGGUACCGCGGCGGAAGCAGGUACCUGUGCAGGUACCUCCGAAGAAACAAUCGUAAGUACAUCUGCUGCAGAUGAAUUUCUUACGGAGAGAUUAUAUGAAGAAAACAUAGAAAAUGUUGAAGAAAUGGAAACUAUCGAAGAAAUUGUACAAGAAGGAGAUUUCUAUACAGGAGAAGAUCAAUUGAAUACCACCGAUGAAAACGAAGAAAUAAAUUGGGUGGUAGAGAAAGCCGAACCACAACAGCCAAAAGAACCAAUUUCGGAAGAAAUAGAUUUUGCUGAUUUUGCAUAUAUAUUCGAAGAAAUAAAAAAUCUUGCAAAUCAUUCAUCUAUUGGCUGUGGCAUUGAACAUUUCGAAAUAAUUGGAUGUCAACAAUAUGGCUUAAAAAAAACGUAUAAUGUACAGUGCCGAAUGUGCAAUUACAUAGGACACAUUCCGUGUCUUCGAAAGAAUGAUGGCACUAUGGAUAUUAACCAUGCCGCUGUUUCUGCAACAAUAGUUACGGGCGGCGAAUAUAAUCAAUUGGAGGAAUUACUCUCUGGCGUGAACAUGUCUUGCAUGACAAAAGGGAUGUACGAGAAAUGUCAGGAUGACAUAAUCGACGGCUUCGAAGGGGCCGCAUAACAAGAAAUGGAAGAAGCUGGAAAAAAGGAAA
This is a messenger RNA of Osmia lignaria (orchard mason bee), 833 nucleotides long. NCBI's taxonomy places the organism in Eukaryota, Metazoa, Arthropoda, Insecta, Hymenoptera, Megachilidae. The record is from RefSeq and is a predicted model, not a curated record.